CAAGAAUGGCAGCUCCUUCUGCCACCGCGGCCGCUCUCCACUGCAAUGGCAUCCUCAUCGCGAUCGUGCAGUGCAUUGCGUCGUCCUGCGAAGUCGUGGCCUUUCUGGACGUGCUGCCACACUCGGUACUCGGCAAGCCGCUUCGCGCCUUGCAUGCGCUGCUCUCGCGACCUGGCCCGUCCCUCUACGAAUGGCCCAAGCCAAGCUUCCUCGGGCUCGUCGGCGACGAAGAGGCGCUUCUUCACGCCGCCUUGCACGUCUACGAGGCCAUCGGCGUCUAUAACGUGCAUGGGUUUGGCCCCAAGUUCGCGACGGUGUACGACACGGCGCCCUUCUGCGCCUUUGCUUCGACUUGGGCCCACAAGAUUACGUUAAUGGACAUGUCAAUUAGCACCGAGCCCUUGGACGAGGCGGUCUGCCACGCACUGCGUCAGUGCACGCGUCUCCGCGAGGUCUGGCUCGAUGUCUCGCCCAUGACGACAUUGCUGUUUCAAGCGGUCACGACACCCGCGCAUCGCGUCCGCAAGAUGCACGUUCAGUCGUUUCGAGACGAAGCAUUCGACUGGACACCUCUUUUGACGUCGUGGCUGGCUACCGGGCAUGCAAACCACCUCAGUGUGUCUGAAAUCACGCCACCAAACGACGACCUCGCCCGCGCGAUCGCAUCGACGUUGUCGCUGCGCGGCCACGAGCUCUACGGCUGUGACGACUUUGUGCAGCAGCUCUUUUCCCUAGGUCAGCCGCUGCGCCACCUCACCCACGUCCGUCUCCAAACCGACGUGCCAGCCCACAUCGCGACGCUGCUGCAACGCGUCGACGUGCGUCGGCUCGAGUCGCUCAUGCUCGCGAGCCGCGUGCCGCUGGAUCCGCUGGUGCAGUAUUUGCAUGCCGCACCGCUCUUGGAAGAGCUCGACUUGUGUCGCUGCUCGCUGACGACGACCAACGAACACGUCGUGGGCACGUGGCCGCGGCUUCGCAUCGCUCGCUUUGACGAUGUGGGUUUUCGUGCCGACGUGUUUAAAGACGUCUUGGUCCACCUCUCGACCUCGGACCGCCUCGAGCACGUGUCCUUUACGGACUGCCACAUCGUCCGCACCGAGAUGGCAGCAAUGAGUGCUGAGCUCCGCGUCUGGAUUGAAAAUGGGCUUCGGAGCUUGACGCUGCGUGGCAAUAUCCUCGACGACGCAUGCGUCGCGCUCAUCGCGCAAGUCCUCGGCGAGACCGAGAACACCGCGCCACUGACGCAGGAGCUGACGGAAAAUGACUACACUAUCAGCUGCGUCUGGGGCAUGCUCGCGGCACUCGCCAAUAGUACGUGCGUCAACGUCGUCAUGGACUUGGAAGAAGACAUUUCGGAGCGGGACAUGGAUAUGAUCGCCAAGGUUGCUGCCUCGUAUGGCAUCAAGGCCGUUCUCACGGAAUGCCAUCUCGAGAUGUACAGCUCGUUUGCAAUUGCAUGA
Molecule: messenger RNA, 1460 nt
Organism: Saprolegnia parasitica CBS 223.65
Lineage: Eukaryota; Oomycota; Saprolegniomycetes; Saprolegniales; Saprolegniaceae
Exons: 1
Coding region: 6-1460 (484 amino acids)
Source: RefSeq, a predicted model, not a curated record